AUGACUGAUGAAAUAUUUUCUCAUUUUACAAAUUUCUUAUCAGCUGCUUCUGAUGAAGAAAGGCUGGAAAUUGAAAAGGUUCUACUAUCACUGAUUCAAACUCUACAAGGUUUGGCCACUUAUAUUAACAUUUUAAAGACCCCAGAUGUUCCGGAUAAAUUUUGUUGGGUUGCUUUAUCAAUUAUUCAUCGAAGUAUAUCCCUUUUAUGGGAAGCAUCAGAUCUAGACACAAGAAUUGCCUUUGUUCUCGAGUUUAAUCCCUUAACAUUUCUAGAUAAUUCAUUUUUUGCAUCAGUAUUAGAUUUUCUUGAUGACAUAUUAUGCAGUUCGAAAAAUUCUUUUCAAACAUACCACUCUUUAUGGGCCAUUUUACUAAAUCAAUCUCAUGAAAUAUUUCCUACCCUUAAAGACGAUAAUCAUAUCAUAAAAUUUUUACAAACUGUACAGGUAUUAUGCAAAUCACUCAUUAACUCCAAUGCGCUUUACGAAAACGAAACAUGUGAAUUUUUCUUUAAUUUCACUCAUCCAUUUUUAGAAUUAGACCUAUACUCAGACAAUACUAAAUGCCAGCAACUUUUCCUCGCAUUCUCUAUAACUUUCGAAUUAUCUUUUCAUUCUGUUUUUAGAAAGAAAUGUGAUGUUGAUGAUGUUACUCCAUCUUCAUUAAUAGAUGUCAGAAAUGCUUGUUAUGAGAAUUUUACUAUAUUUUUUUCCAUUUUUAGUUCAAAUGAAAAUCCAACCGAGCCACAACUGAAUUUGAUGGAAUUCAUUGUAUAUAAAUUGUCAAGUAUUGCAUUUGACACAGAACCAGAUGAUGAAACCAUAGAAAAAGAGCUAAUAAUUUCAAUUUUGGAUUUUAUUUGGCCUUGUUUCAUAAUUAUACUUGAAAAAUCAACAUCAGAGCUUAUUAAGUGCGAGUAUGUCCAACUCAUGAUUAAUCUUGUUGAUUUUUUCGUUCCUUCCGCAGAAAAUUUAUCAAUUUUAAUUCAAGCAUUAGAAAUCAAAGAAGAGGACAAUGAAAAGUUUUUAUUCGAGCCAAUACAGUUCGUUGAUGACAAUUAUUAUCCUACUAUCGAUGUAACUUCUUCUUUACGUGAUUUAAUUUUGAGAUAUCUGUCGAAUUUGUCAAAUUAUGUUUCUUUUGAAGAUAUCAACGAAUUACUCAACAGUGUUGGUGGAUCUGAACAAGAAAUGAUGUUCGUUUCAUGUUUUGCAAAGAAAUCUUUGCAAAAUGAAGAAACAACAGCGACAUUAGCAUCGUACGUAACCACAGUAAUGAGUAACAUAUCAAAUACAAUUGAAGAAUGCACAUUUUUGUAUCUUUUGUCGAAAUGUUUUCAAAUAUUUGAUUUAAAUUUCCACAACGAGUUGAUUUCAUCAGUUUUUCUGCAUCUUGAUGGUAAUUCAUUAGUUUAUGCAUCAUUAUUCUCUAAGUAUCUUUAUAAAUUGGUGAAAAAAUCAUAUUCAGAAAUUAUUCCAGUCGAAAUCAUUCUGAAAUUACUUGAACUGUACGGAGGAACAGUGAUUUCUACUGAUUUAUUAACAAUUUUCAUGAAAUUGUUUGAUAAAAGUGAAUAUUUUUCUGAAAUUUCUCCAAAUCUGCUUAGAGACAUAGCAACUUAUCUUCCAUCAGUAUCAAUUGAUACUUCUGACUCAUCGAUUGAGUGGACAUACACUGCAAUUCAGUGUUUGACCCUCAUUAUUAACAAAAUUGGGGAUAUUUCGCAUCCAGAAUUAGUUUUUCAUUGUUUUGACACAUUGUUAAAUGAUGAAAAUGAAAAUGUGAGAGAUUUAGCUGUUUUGGCAACGAGUUGCGUUUCAAAUAAUUCUCCUUUGUCAAAUCAGUACUUUGAACGAAUUAUUUCUGCAUUUGAGAACAAAGAAUCAAUGAAAUAUUAUAUUGAUGACUUCAAAGAGUUCUUUUUCACAUUCAUUUUGCUUUAUCCAGAAAAUUGUCAAAAAAUCUUUGACUUUUUCUUAAAUAUGUUAAGCAACAUUGAGUUAGAAGAUAGUACAGAUAUAGCAGCUUGCAUUUCAGUGAUGGCUUUAUCAAUGCAAGUCUCAGGAGACUUUGAAAUUUCAGAUUCUCUUCUAAUAGUUUCAAAUUAUCUUAAUGAUAUAGAUGAUACAUGUUUGUUGUAUUGCAUCAACUAUUUCACGGCUUCUGCGCUCAUAAACAACAGAGCUGGAAAAUAUCAGAUGAAUGAACUGAUAAAUAGCUUCUUAGAAGCAAUUGUUGAUCAUCAAAUUGCUUCUUUGCAUAACUUCUAUCUGUUCUUUGAUGCUUUACAGAAUUUAUGUCUAAUUUCUCAAGAAAUUCAGACAAAUUUUGCAAAUAUCAUGGAACAAAUGAAACAGGAUCCAACAUCAUUCAUUCAGCUUGACGCUGAUAUGAUGGAUACUCAGAAAAUAAUGAAUUAUUGUAUAGGAACUCCUCAAUAUCAUGAUGAAUAA
Messenger RNA from Trichomonas vaginalis G3, 2454 nucleotides. RefSeq names its product armadillo (ARM) repeat-containing protein family. The record is from RefSeq and is a predicted model, not a curated record. The transcript has a single exon. The coding region runs from base 1 to 2454 and encodes 817 amino acids. NCBI's taxonomy places the organism in Eukaryota, Parabasalia, Trichomonadida, Trichomonadidae.